Messenger RNA from Cicer arietinum (chickpea), 3689 nucleotides. RefSeq lists its product as uncharacterized. NCBI's taxonomy places the organism in Eukaryota, Viridiplantae, Streptophyta, Magnoliopsida, Fabales, Fabaceae. Gene Ontology annotation, biological process: telomere maintenance. Gene Ontology annotation, cellular component: nucleus. The record is from RefSeq and is a predicted model, not a curated record.
GGUUUUGGCGCGAAAGAUUGGUUCCUUCUUCUCUCUCGGCAUCUUUCAGGAGUCAUCAUCACUCAUCAGACAUAGCGCGAGGAGGGUUUAAUCUUUGCAACAUAAUCAAUGUCAGAAGACAUUCUUGAAAUCCAAACUCUAAUUUCUUCAGAUGAAAACUCCAACAAAUGUUCCGGUUACUCCAUACUUCUUCAAUUCCAACAACAUUCUUGUCUCCACCCUUCUUCCCUUCAAUCCCUUGCACAGUCCUCCAAUUGCAUUAUUUCUUCCACCAUUUCCGAUAUCUCGCACCACGAUGAAGAAAUAGCUGCACAAGCUUUGAAGUGUUUGGGAUUCAUGAUUUACCAUCCAUCCAUUGUUUCCACGCUUCGAGUGGAUGAUGUCGAUUUGGUCUUGGAUUCAUUAUCCAAACUUAUCACGACCACAAAAUUGAAGACUGUUUGUAAUUUAGGGGUGUGGUGCUUAUCUGUCCAACAGUUGGGUACAUCAUUUCUUGUUACUCACUUCAAUUCGUUGUUAAGGGCGAUCGUUCAUGCACUAGACAAUCCAAUGGGUUCUUUGUCAACAACAUUUGAAGCUACUCAGGCUAUAAUGAAGCUAUCUGGUCAAUUAAAUGAGCAAAUGAGAGACUCGUCGCAUAUCUGGGCUCCUCCAAUAUACAGGAGACUUCUCAGCACAGACAAGAGAGAGAAAGAUUCCUCAGAAAGGUGCUUGUUGAAGAUCAGCUCCACAGUUAUCCCUCCUUCAUUGGAUCUCUCCAAGGUUCUUGUCAAAGAUUUGAAGAUAAAAUUGCUCAAUGGGAUGAAGGACUUGCUAGAUAACGGUAUGAAGAUUCAAGCUAUUCAAGCAUGGGGUUGGUUUAUUCGAGUGCUCGGAUCCCAUGCUUUGAAGAAUAAGCAUUUAGUUAAUGAUAUGCUGAAAAUUCCUGAGGGUACAUUUACAGAUCCUGAUCCUCAAGUUCAGAUUGCCACACAGGUUGCCUGGGAAGGUCUUAUUGAUGCCCUUGUUUACCAUUCAAUAUUUGCUUCAGAGAAAAAGACACCAGCUAAGGAUACUUCUCUUCAGAAACAUAAUUCAUUUGGUAGGAGCAAUUGUGAGGAUCAAGUAAAUGGGAUUUACAAAAGCAUAAAGCUUAUAAUGACUCCACUGAUUGGCAUCAUGUCUAGUAAAUGUGAUAUGUCCGUCCAUUCAUCCUGCAUGAACACGUGGUGUUAUUUGCUACAUAAGCUUGAUACCUCUGUCAAUGAAUCAGCAUUGACAAAAAUGGUUUUAGAGCCUAUUCUUAAAGCAAUAUUUCAGAAAGGACCUGAUAGCAAGACCAUCUGGUUAUGGAACCUGGGCCUUGAUCUGCUCAGUGAUAGUGUUUCACAGAAGUGCAGGGAUGUAAACUGCGUAGGAAUUGGACUUUCUUCAUCUGGCAAAAGCUCUUGGAAGCAACACCCAAUUAGAUGGCUUCCAUGGGAUAUCAGUCGAUUGGACUUUUAUCUUAGUAUCAUUUUUGUUCUCAUUCGUCAAGCAUCAGGGACAACAGUCACUUGUGAUCACCGAAGUCAUGUCUAUGAUGCUGCCUUAAGGUUAUUUAUAUAUAUUUUGAAAGGAGUCAAACUGGAGAUGGAAAGUCCAUCUACCAAUUAUGAUGGUAUUAUAUGUUGCUUGAACACAUUACUGACAUUUAUGAAAAAAGUAUGUGAAGAUUUAUACUCAGAUGGCAGUGAAAACUAUGAUGUGUAUUAUACUUCCCUUAAGUUCAUAGAUGCUAUCACAAAGGAGUUAGGUUUUUCUAUCUUGGGAUCUCCUCUGUACAAGUUUUCUUUAGACCUAAAGUAUAUCAAUGGCAUGAAAUCAGGUGAUCAUAACAAAAACCAAAAAUUUCUUACUGUCAACUGUAUUUCUUAUAUGGACAAGGUUUCUCCACUGGUUUAUUUGAUAGUGCUUUACUUCCGAACGGUGGUUCAGUUAACAUUAAAGUCCCAGCAAUCAGACCGCAUUUCACAAGAGAUGUCUGAAUAUUUUACAUUAAUUUUUUCUGUAAGUGAUCCGCUGGACAAUCUCCUCACCUGUAUUGGCCUCUUGUACAAACAUAUCGAACCAAUUUACUUAAUUAUAUGGAUAGCAGUGGCUCAAGGUCUGAAUUCCUGUGUAUAUGACGCAACCUGGAAGUCACUAAAGGAAUCCUUGUCUGACAGCAUUGGAUAUUCUUCCAUAUGCCACCUUUUAGUUUAUCCCAUCAUAGCACAUUUUGAAGUUCCAAGAUUGACCUCGUCAAAUGCUAGUGCAUCAAUGGCGAAGUAUCUUAUAUCACCAGAAACAAAGCCGAGGCUUGAACUUGCUAUUCAAACAUGGAAAUCACUUUAUGGAUAUCUCAGGGAAGGCUUUGAAUGUUCAACAUCCACCAAUUUCUCAGGGGACCUGUGCAAAUUGAUAAAUAGGUGUCUUGAUGAAAAUGUUGGCAUGUUAGAGAGGGGUACCGAUUUCAAGUUAAGAUGCAAUGACAUAGAUCUUGGUGUUCUUCAUCUAUCUGGCAAUUUCUUGAUACACAUUCUUGAACAAAUUCACACUUUGGAAUUAGUGUCAGAAACAAACCGAAGUAAAUCUGAAUGUGAUAGCAAAAUACUCUACAGUAUAAAGAACUGCCUAACCUUUGCUUCCAAGUAUAUGAAUUUGUUGAGGAUAAAGAUGGUGACAGACCCACUGCCUGGUUUUGUUGGGACAUCAAGGCUAUCUUCUGCAUUGGCACGCUUUAUUAAGUGCCUUCACUGGAAGCAAGAUAUUCUUCUUUUUCUGGAGAUUAUUUCCUGUCCACUACUUCAAUGGCUAUCAAAUAUGGGAAUGCAUGAUGAAAAAACAAACGAUCAACUAAAACUUCUGUGGACUGAAAUUCUUAGCUCCUUAAGAAGAAGUCAACCUCCAUUCCACUUUGGUUCAGCUUUGCUCGAACUUCAUGAACCUCUAUUCGAAAAAACUCUUGACCACCCAUCUCCCUCCAUCUCAGAGACAACCAUAGAAUUUUGGAAUUCUACAUUUGCUCAACAAAUUAUUUUUGAUUUCCCUCCACGUCUGCUUCAUGUCUUGGACAAGCUAUCCCGACAUGGAAAAUUAAAACUUCAAAAUAGAAGCGGAUGGUCUUUUAAAAAAUGUCAUACUCAUGAAGAAGGCGGCAACGCUCUGCAGGGAUACAGAGUCAGUGCAAAACACAACAGGACUUCUAAGAGAGUAGAAUUAAUGUUGGAUACACAAAAGGAGGCGCCUCCUCUGAGUUUUAAAAAGAAGAGGUUGGAACUUACUGAGCAUCAAAAGGAAGUUAGGAGAGCCCAGCAAGGAAGGGAAAGGGAUACUGGUGGACAUGGCCCAGGAAUUAGAACAUACACCAAUGCCGACUUUUCACAAGGGUUUGAUGAUUCACAAGAAAGCUUGGAGAACAUUAGAGAUUCCGAAGCCAUAUUGGAGAUGUUGAGAAAAACUAUCUAAUUGGCUUUUGAGUGUUGUACUAUACACUGACACAACUUAUGGAGGGGUUACAUUUUUGAGUGCCUAAGUUAUUACACCGUCUAAUCAUCACAAUUAUGUAUGAGCAUAAUUUUAGUGAUAAUUAUAAUUAAAAUCAAAGAUUUUUAGUAUUUUAAUGAUUGUGAUAAAUUAACAUUGUAUAUGAAUUAAAUAUUUAUAUUGUACUAAUAGUGUUGAAUUGA